UGUUCGAACAUCACAUCCUUUACAAUUUUAGUGUAGUAAAGAGUUUAAUUCUUCCAAAAAAUGUAAAAUCUCUUGGUAAAAAAAUAAUGAAUAAAAAGGGUCAUCCAAAAAAAAUUACCGCUUUCACAGGAAUGAUAAUUAAUUUCAAAUGAAGUCUUCUGGAAAUCAACAUUAGUUACGGACCAUUUAGUCUCCUAGCUAUGCCACUGCUUAAAUGAAUAUUUUUUGAAAACUCAUUUAAAUACGACUAAUUAUAAAACUCGUUUUUAAAAUGGAUCAUCAUCAUCAUCACCAUGAAGAAAUGGAUAAUUUUUCUCCCAAUUCCCUUGCUAAUGGUGAAAUUAAAACUAUGACUGGAGACGCCCAUUCGUGUCAUAUGAAGAUGGCAUUUUAUUUCGGUACUGAAGCAACAGUUUUAUUUGAUUGGUGGAAAUUCAAUACCACUACAGGUUUAAUAUAUUCUAUGGUUGGCAUAUUUUUAUUGGCUACAUUAUAUGAAGGCUUAAAAUAUUUUCGCGAAUAUUUAUUUUGGAAAUCAUAUAAUGCUAUUCAGUACAGAUCAGUGCAAAUUCCAUUAGAAAAAGAAUCUAGUAAUCCGGUUUCACAAAUGGUUGGAACUGUACUUUUUAAACAACCAUUACCAACUAUGUUGAGUUCAUUCCAUUUUCUUCAGACAUUCCUACAUGUUAUUCAAAUAACCGUUAGCUACUUAUUAAUGUUAAUAUUUAUGACUUAUAAUGUUUGGCUUUGUUUAGCCGUUUUACUUGGUGCUACUUUAGGAUAUUUUCUUUUUGGAUGGAAGAAAUCAGUUGUUGUAGAUGUAACUGAACAUUGUCAUUAAUAAUAACAGCCAAUUUAAUUAUAUAGGUAACCCCUACUUUUUAAAUUUCCAACUUUAUGUACAACUUGUGAGUGUAAAUUUAUCUUCAAUUUAUUAAUGAAUCUGAAACAUAUUUAGUAGAUUCAAUUAACAUUUGAGCUCAAAAAAAGCAUAAUGGUGCAAGUCUUUUUUAUGAAUACUCUUUAAAUUAAAUUAAAUUUUAUAAAAGACUUUGUAUGAACAAAUAAGAAUUAAAAAAAAUAAAAUUGCAGCAAUUUGCUUUUUAUGAACUUGUUUGGUGCUAAUAUGUUUUAGAAAAUUGUUAAUUAUAUCUAGGACAUUACAAUUUAGUAAGCAGUUAUAUUAAACAAAAUUGCAACAUGUACUUUUUUAAAAUUCUUUAUACAAUGGUAAAUGUCCACACACGUAAAUAAACUUAUUUAUAAUUGCAUGUAUUUAUGUAAUAUUACAUAUUUCAUUAUAUAAUCUUUUAUGUAUAUGAUUAUUGUUUGUUUUAUUUUUUUAUUGUUACAUUACUGUUAUUUUAUCAUUAAAAUAUAUAAAUUCUUUUAAACAUA
Messenger RNA from Daktulosphaira vitifoliae (grape phylloxera), 1398 nucleotides. Its product is annotated as high affinity copper uptake protein 1-like. The transcript is spliced from 7 exons. NCBI's taxonomy places the organism in Eukaryota, Metazoa, Arthropoda, Insecta, Hemiptera, Phylloxeridae. The record is from RefSeq and is a predicted model, not a curated record. Gene Ontology annotation, molecular function: copper ion transmembrane transporter activity. Bases 272 to 841 code for a protein of 189 amino acids. Gene Ontology annotation, biological process: copper ion transmembrane transport. Gene Ontology annotation, cellular component: membrane.